Molecule: messenger RNA, 693 nt
Organism: Leopardus geoffroyi (Geoffroy's cat)
Lineage: Eukaryota; Metazoa; Chordata; Mammalia; Carnivora; Felidae
Gene: MIA
Product: MIA SH3 domain containing
Exons: 4
Coding region: 223-618 (131 amino acids)
Biological process (GO): extracellular matrix organization
Molecular function (GO): protein binding
Source: RefSeq, a predicted model, not a curated record
GGCCUAUUUGGGUAUUUCCUUGGGCGGGCAGCCCUCACCCUGUCCUUGAAAUGGUUCUGGCUGGGUAGCAGCCUCUAGGUGGUGUGGAUGAAAUUUGGGACUGGUUAAGGGCGGAGACGAGACCGAGAACACAAGUUUCCUUGUGCUGCUGGGGAGAGGGAGGGCAGGAGGAAACUGGAGACCCCAUUUCCACCCUGGCCACUCUCUUGCUCACAGUCCACAAUGGCUGGGUCGCCAGCGUUCCUCGGUGUCAUCAUUUUGCUGUCUGCCUUCUCAGGGCCUAGUGUCGGGGGUCGCGCCAUGCCCAAGCUGGCUGACCGCAAGCUGUGUGCUGAUGAGGAAUGCAGCUACCCCAUCUCCGUGGCUGUGGCCCUGCAAGACUACGUGGCCCCCGACUGCCGUUUCCUGACCAUACACAGGGGCCAAGUUGUGUACGUCUUCUCCAAGCUGAAGGGCCGAGGGCGGCUCUUCUGGGGAGGCAGCGUUCAGGGAGAUUACUAUGGAGAUUUAGCUGCUCGCCUGGGCUAUUUCCCCAGUAGUGUCGUACGUGAAGACCAGACCCUGAAACCUGGCAAAAUUGAUGUGAAGACAGAUAAAUGGGAUUUCUACUGCCAGUGAGCUCAGCCUACCACUGUCCCUGCUGGGUUUUUUUUUCCUUCCCGGCUUUAUGCAAAUAUAUCAGCCAAGUGCAAA